Messenger RNA from Symbiodinium natans, 1044 nucleotides. NCBI's taxonomy places the organism in Eukaryota, Dinophyceae, Suessiales, Symbiodiniaceae. The record is from the annotation of a GenBank genome assembly.
AUGGAGGUGACAGACACCCAUUCCGUCAAGCCGCAGAAAACCCGAGUCUCUGAGGAGUUCAAGCAGCUGGAGAAGAAUGACCGUCUCCUCAAGGAGAACCCUCGCCGCUGGGUCAUGUUCCCGCUGCAGUACCCGGAAGUCUGGGAGAUGUACAAGAAGCAUGAAGCAUCCUUUUGGACCGCUGAGGAGAUUGACCUGGCGCAGGACAACAAGGACUGGGUGACCAUGAACGAAGGCGAGCAGCACUUUGUGAAACACGUCCUGGCCUUCUUUGCUGCAUCUGACGGCAUCGUCCUCGAGAAUCUGGCGUCGCAAUUCUCCACGGAGGUGCAGAUUCCUGAGGCCAGGGCCUUUUACGGCUUCCAGAUUGCCAUGGAGAACAUCCACUCGGAGACUUACUCGCUCCUCAUUGAGCAGUACAUCAAGGACCCUGCAGAGAAGGACAGCCUCUUCGAUGCCAUCCACACCAUGCCGGCCGUUCAGCAGAAGGCUCUGUGGGCCGUGCAGUGGAUGAACCGCGAGAGCAGCUUUACCGAGCGACUGGUGGCCUUUGCGGCGGUGGAGGGGAUCCUGUUCAGCGGCUCCUUCUGCGCCCUCUUCUGGCUCAAGAAGCGCGGCCUGAUGCCAGGGCUGACCUUCUCCAACGAGCUCAUCUCGCGCGAUGAGGGCCUCCAUGCAGACUUUGCAUGCCUUCUCUACGGCAUGCUGGAGCAUAAGCUGCCAGAAGACGUUGUGCACGAGAUCAUUCGAGGUGCUGUGGAGGUGGAGCGUGAGUUCAUUUGCGGGGCACUGUCCUGCGACUUGAUCGGCAUGAACAAGGACCUCAUGACUCAGUAUAUUGAGUUUGUCGCAGAUCGCCUGUUAGCGGCCCUAGGUCACAGCAAGAUCUUCAACUCUUCAAAUCCUUUCGAUUGGAUGGAGAUGAUCUCCCUGCAGGGCAAGACCAACUUCUUUGAGAAGCGUGUGGGAGAGUACCAGAAGGCGGGUAUCAUGGCGGGCCAGUCUGAUCCUCUGACAGCCUUCGCGCUGGACAAGGACUUCUGA